This is a messenger RNA of Orbilia oligospora ATCC 24927, 2643 nucleotides long. RefSeq lists its product as uncharacterized. The transcript has 5 exons. Bases 1 to 2643 code for a protein of 880 amino acids. Lineage: Eukaryota; Fungi; Ascomycota; Orbiliomycetes; Orbiliales; Orbiliaceae. The record is from RefSeq and is a predicted model, not a curated record.
AUGCCGACGUCAUGGCUCCUAACAUCCCUCCAGCUGGGCGCUUUUCUUAUAUCAGUUGUCUCAGCUCAAGAUGCAGUUUUUGUUGAUGCAACCUUCCCGCUGACUACAAGCCCUAAUUAUGGGAGAGUAUUAAGACUAUGCUACCCCGAGGACGAUCUAACCGAUGAUAUUUUCAUGGCUGCAACGACUAAUCAAGCAACAUGCGAAAAGUAUGGUGGCGGCGAUCGAUGGAUCUUUUUUCCAGAAGAGACUCCUGCCUCUGAAAAGGUGUCAAGGCGUGGUACCAAGGCAUUUGUAUAUCCAGAUACAUUCGACUAUUUUUCUCUUCAAGCGCCGGACGGGAGAGCUAUCCACUUCGAUUCUACGCCUGAGGCUCUGGCAGGAGCUGAAAAGUUCGUACUAGGCAACUUGGGUCAACCCAAAAUAUAUUCCAAAGCGAUUUUCACAACUGGUCAUAAGAAGCGCCUGCCCCGGUAUGGGGAGGAAAGGGGACACGUUUUCCCUGGUGAUUCCCUUCAGUUCAUCGGCUCCAGUGCCAGGGCCGUGGGUUAUUAUAAACUCCUUACCACCCAAAACGAAGACAAAUCAUUUAGUCUUUUGAUCAGCAUAACCGAGCCAAAAGGAGGCGGUGUACUUCUGACUGCCGUUGGUGACGAAGAAGUAGUGGAAGAUCCAGAAUCAUGGGUUGAUCGUCAAUCCAGAGAUACAACUAUUGGCGGUGCUAUUGGAGCUGGUAACGUUCUUCCUGAAAUUGAGGGAACAUACGCAAAUGAAGAAAGCAGCGUUCUCCGACCUGCUGUCAGUCGUAUUACGGAAACUCGGCAUAGCCGUAGGCCUAAGAAGAAGAAGCCUGCAGCUGUGGAGCAGCCACAACCUGCGAAUGAUAUUAUCACUACUGAAUUUAUAGAGGAAUAUCCUCCAUAUGAAGAUUUUACAUCUUCAAAUCUGCUUACAGAAUCCCUAGGGCAGGCUGUAGAUGAAGAAAUGAUAGCUGCAGCUCAAGAUGAUCUACAACAACCUGUUUUAAACCAGGAAGGGCAAGUAAACUCGAGGAGUUCUCUUUUAGAGGGUGCGGAUGCCAUCUCUGAUGAAGAAAUGAUGGCUUUAAGUCAAAGAAAUGAAGCAAUCGGGGAGAUUGGUGAUAGGUCCAGGACCACUCCGGUUGUUGAGGAGCCAGACAGUGAACACGAGAAGAUCGCUGCAGCUGUUGAAGCGGUUCAAAGAUCGCAAGACCCAUUAGUAGGUUAUAACCGGGAUAUCAGCGAAGCUGAGCUUAGUGGUUUCUUCCCGGGUGUUUCUAGGGACGAAGCCGACCUCAGUGAGAGUCUUGGCCUUACGACUAGAAGACCGGCUGAAAAUAAACCUGCGGAUGAGUCGUUUGAAGACCUCAGGGCCAAUACUGUCAACGAUGUGUCUGCUGAAGACCUUACACCAAGCAUAGACGCUGGAGUUAUCGGCGUUAGUAGAGGCCAGCAAUCUAUGAUCUCUCCACCAAAUUUGGAAGUUCUAACGGAGCAACCUAAUGAAGUUGAAGACGCCUCGCCCGAGCUCGCGCAAUGGAAUGACGACGUUCUUGCCAUUGAAGACGACGAAUCGGUCUUAAGUCAGCCGCCGGGGCUAGGGCAGCAACCUCGGAGAGCAUCAUUUGAAGAGAUUGCCCGACAGAUUGGUGCCUCUACUGUAUCCGAUGGUAUGGAUGAAAACGAAGGCGCUGCAGCAAUAAUCGGUGAUGAGGAAUCUGUCAUUGAUACACUGCCCCCCCUUCCAUUGUCAUCUGGCAUGGAGGUGGGACUGAACUUGCUAAAUGACCUUGGUGGAUAUGCUAGUGACCUUGGACUUGGUAUCAAUAUCGAUGCCCAGGCAUUCCUCGAGUCCCCGAGGAAGAUCAGCUCGAAUGUUAACCAAGCGGCUACGCUGGGUGAUGAAGGCACAGUUCCGUAUGAUUUGAAGCCGGGAAGAUGGGGUCAGAAAAUAACUGGGCCCACCACAGAAUCUGUUCCUGCUAUUGUUCCUUUGAUCAGACCACAAAACCAAGAACAACAGGAAAUCCCGGCCCCAGAGCUACCAUCACUCGAUUCAAUGUCUCGUUCAAGGCUAAGUCUGAGUUCGAGUGCUUACGGUUUGAACCAGCCCCUAACCGCACCCAGAGGGCGAAGACAAUUGCGAUUAGCAAAUCCUCCCUACAACCCAGCAGCUCUUGUGACAGAUGAACAGGUGCAGCCACGGUUGUUGAAUCAGCCUGAGAUGACUGCCAUCGACACAGAAGAAAUGCCGGCACAAGUGUUAGCCCCACUCCUUGAGACUGAUGAACCCGUCAACGUAAUCGAACAAGUGGUGAUUGAGCCAGAGGAAGAGAAAGUACAGACUGUCAACGAGAUUUCUGGCGAGGCUACUAACGAUGAGGAGGAGUUGAAUAUUACUGGCCGGCGUCUCCAACCUCGGAGGCGAAGGCGAGCGGGCCAAGCCAAUGAAGCCAAUACAUCUAUAUCUCAGCCAACUGAAAGAGAACCCGACUUUUGGGAGACAAUGGCCCAAGAUAUAGGACCAGCAAGACCUUCGCGGAAUCGCGCCAGUGGAGCCGGAUGGAGUCAAAAUUUCGGACCUAACGGCCAAGGUGGUAAGAGAAACUACGAGAGGAGGUAG